GGUCAUUUCUUCAUAUGAGUAUUUCCAUCGAAUAGAAAAUAAAAAAUCCUGUCCGUUAUGGACAUUUCAUCUUUUUUUUUUUAACAUUCUAAUGGAGAACGGUUGACGAAUAUGAAAUUUAAAAUGGCCAUAAUAAAAAUGCAUCCUCUCUCUAAUCUCUAAGUAAUACCAAGAGAGUUUUAUCAUUUAACUAAUCAACUCUUAUUCUUAUCACAGAAAUCAGAAGAGAAUUAUUGUCUAGUUUUCAGGCAACAAAUCAAAUUAAACAAUCUCUAAAACAGAGAUGCUCAUGUGAUAUUUUUCAGCACCCCAUGGGGCCCAUGGGCUUUCCAUGCGCAGGGUUCCCCACAAGCCAAUUUUUAUAAAACCACUUUCCCCAUCUAUGGGGAGUCUGGGUUUUUGAACUUCAGCUCACCCCCGACCAUGGGCGCCCUUCGCCCCACCCAUAGGGCGAACAGAAAAGAUAAUUCAUUCAAAUUAUAUAUGACAGAAUUUCUUGAUCUGUUUUCUGUGACUUUUUAAAUUGACUUUUUUAAGAACAAAUCUAUUUAGUAAGUUGUUUAUAGUGAAAUUUCAAUUAUCAAGUGUAGAUUCAAAUCACUAAUCGAAAAUCUACAGACUGCAGACGUUUGACAUCAAUAAUUUAUAUUCUAGUGGCGCCUCUAAUACGAUUUUCUAGCAAUUUCUAUAAUAAAAGAUAACUUUUCUGCUUUUACAUUUUAUCCAUAAAAAACCAUUUUACUGGCGGUUAGAAAAUUGAAUAAAAAUACUUCAGAAAUCAAUAUUAAAAAAACAUAUAAUAUACAAUUCGAUGCAUCUUCAUCUCCUGAUUUUAAUAGUGAAAACUGCAGUUCUCUACCUUCUUUUUAUCAAAAGUUAUUUAAAAGAAAAUACUUGCUAGCAUUCAUGUUGUUGUAAUACAUGUGAACAAAAUAGAUCUUAUCGAAAUUUUAUUAUUAUAAUAUUAGUUGAAGUAUAAUCAUAUACUAUAGAAAUAUGGAGCAUUCUUUUCUCUAUCAAACUAUAUAGAGAGAAAGUUUCUUAAAACGUGUUAUAGCGAAUUACAGAACUUGCACCACUACUUUUGGUAUACUCUAAGUAUGUCACUGAUGGAAAGAUGAACACAGAAAGUAAAGAGAAGAAGUAAUGGCGGCUGGAAAAAUGAAAGAAAUAGUGAAGGUAACUAUAAAAUUAUAGAAAGAAAACGAAAAAGUGAAACGUCGUUUUCAUAUUAUUACUUGAAUACGAAAGAAAAACAACGAAAAACAAAAGAGAAAAUAUAUAGGAAGAACGUGUAACAUUCUGUAUUAUUUGUACGACGAUAAGACAAUUUUUACAAUCUCGUCAUCCAUUUUUUUCAAACGAUUUCAUAAAUGAUAAAAGUUCAUUUAGACCAUGGGGUUAAAAGACUGUUCACCCCAUGGUCCACCCCAUGGGUAGGGAAAUGAAUUUGCGAAAAUCCACCAUUGUGGGGAAAGGUGAUGGGGUAACAUAUCGCCCUACCCUCAUUUGGGGCGUCACCCCAUGGGUUCUCCAUGGGCCCCGACCAUCUGGAUGCCCCGACGAGCAUCUCUGUUAGUCACCGCCAUCGAGAGAAAGUCCUCAAAUGUAAGUCUCAGUUUUGAAUGGGAUACAUAUAUACCAAUUUGUAGAGCUCGAUGAACUGCUUCUCGUAGUAUGUUUUAUUUUUCUUCAUCGAACUUCAAAUGAGGAAAAACUAAUCGAUUUUACUAGUGAAUUUCUUCACUUUGGUUAAGUUUCAAGACAAUUGUUAGAAAUUUAGGACUUCGAGGGUACCUAAAGUGUAAAAGGUCAUAUUAAAAUAUAGAUAAUUUCGCAUGCAAUAAUCUAUUCUAUAUUAUUUUAAAAGAAUAGGAGAACAGUAUUCCCUUGUAAAACUCAAUGCCACCAUUGCUAUGAAUAUAAAUUGUAGAAUUAUUACACUUGAAGAUAUUUUAGUGGUACUCAGAGAAAACAUUGUUAUGUGUCCAGAAGUUGAAGCUUAACUUGUGCAAUCACUAUAUAACAAAUGAGCCAAAGAUAAUUCUUUUUGUUCUAUUGUCAUACACCCAUGACAGGCAUUUCUUAUUUUCUCGUUCUCUCUAGUAUAUUCUACUUGAUUAUCUCUCUCUCUCUCUCUCUUUUCUUCCUGUACUUUUCAUCUCUUAAAAUAUUUCUAUUAUCUUCUAAUAUUUUCGAGUGCAUUCUUUCUCUUUGUUUUGAGUUUGUAUAUAUACAUGGUAUUUGGAAAAAGGUGCAUGAAACAAGUUUUGAUCAAUAUUCUUUCAACCUUGACUAUUUCUUAACAAUUGCUUCUCUAUAACGAACGUUGUUAACACAUGUAAACUUAUACAUGAAAAGGCAUUAGAAAGGUCAAAUGUUCAUCUAACAAGUAUCACAGAAUAAGAAACAUCGAUAGCAACCAACCAGCUCGCUUCUGAUUGAAAGCUCUAUGAGGAAAAAACAGAAUAUACCAUGAUAAGCAGCUCGUCAAACUCUAAAAAUUGAUAUAUAUCUCAUUCAAAACUGAGACUCACACUUAGGCAUCUUCCAUCGUAUAACUUUAGCUAUUCACAUUGUUAUAUAGAAUAUUAAAAACAUAAUAUGGAAUACUUCAAGAAGAAAAUGAUUCAAAUAAUGCAGUUUUCAAGAAAAAUCCUUUACAUUUAAAACAGUUCGGUAAUGGUUAAAGUUACAAUUUCUUCUGUAAAUUAACAUUUCUCAGCAUGCAUAAAUGCUUUUGUUAAUACAUAAAUAUACAAUCAUUCCUUUUUUUUUACCAAUAAAUAUUUUACAAUCUGCACGAGAACAUUGAAUUCAAAAACAUAAUGAGCUAAUUAUACUUGUUCAAAUUGUUGAAUUGAAAUUAUUUUUGUUCGUUUUUAGAUAGAACAUAUUAUACAAUCACCUACACAACAAAUAAUUUUUGUUUUAAUUAUCUAUUCAUGUGAAAUAAAUUAGCCUUUCAUUAAUUGUUGCAUAGAAAACAGUUUAAAUUAAUUCCAUUAUGCAGAUUUUAUACAUUUCAAAUGCCUAAGAAAACUUAUGGUCAAUGUUUCGUAUGUGAUGAUGUUGCAAUUGGCUUAAAUUUUGGUGUACCAACAUGUAUGCCAUGUAAAGCUUUCUUUCGACGAAAUGCAACUAAACUUGGUACUCAUGAAUUUAUAUGUCAAAAUGAUGGUGAUUGUAUAAUAACAUAUAAAUAUCGUCGUUCAUGUAAUUGCUGUCGUUUGGCAAAAUGUUUUCGUGUUGGAAUGAAAAAAUCCUUAAUUCUUUCUGAUGAAAAACGUGAAGCUCGAAAUGAACUUAUAGCAAUAAAUCGUCUUAAACGUGGCCAAAUAUCUAAACCAGAAUGUCUUACAUGGAUGCAAUCACCAUCAUUACUUCGCAUGUCGUCAAGUUCAAUCCAAUAUCUUUCUUCAUCUGAUCAAGUUCUUCUUGCUAAUAUCUUUCAUGCAUAUGAAAAUACUUAUAAAUGA
Molecule: messenger RNA, 3479 nt
Organism: Rotaria sordida
Lineage: Eukaryota; Metazoa; Rotifera; Eurotatoria; Philodinida; Philodinidae
Source: the annotation of a GenBank genome assembly